This is a messenger RNA of Mercenaria mercenaria, 6457 nucleotides long. Its product is annotated as dolichyl-diphosphooligosaccharide--protein glycosyltransferase subunit STT3B-like. The transcript has 17 exons. NCBI's taxonomy places the organism in Eukaryota, Metazoa, Mollusca, Bivalvia, Venerida, Veneridae. Gene Ontology annotation, molecular function: dolichyl-diphosphooligosaccharide-protein glycotransferase activity. The record is from RefSeq and is a predicted model, not a curated record. Bases 29 to 2347 code for a protein of 772 amino acids. Gene Ontology annotation, cellular component: membrane. Gene Ontology annotation, biological process: post-translational protein modification.
UUGAUCUAAACGUGUGCAAGCCGCAAAGAUGGCUGACACCGGUAUCAAAACAGAUAUUAGUUCUUCAUUGUUUAAUCCUGGAGGAUGGAAAAGCUUGAUUUCAUUUGUAACAUUAUCUUUAGCAUGGCUUGUAGGAUUUAGUUCUCGGCUAUUUGCAGUCAUUCGAUUUGAAAGCAUUAUCCACGAAUUUGAUCCAUGGUUCAACUAUAGAUCAACGCAUUACAUGGUAAAUCAUGGGUUCUACAACUUCCUCAACUGGUUUGAUGAAAGAGCCUGGUACCCACUUGGCAGAAUUGUUGGAGGAACGGUGUAUCCCGGGUUGAUGGUCACUUCUGGCUCCAUUCACUGGUUGCUUCAUAUGUUGAAUAUACCAGUACAUAUCCGUGAUAUAUGUGUGUUCCUUGCACCAAUAUUCAGUGGGAUGACAGCCGUGUCUGUGUAUUUGUUUACCAGGGAGAUCUGGUCAGCAGGAGCUGGACUCUUUGCAGCAUGUUUCAUAGCAAUUGUGCCAGGAUAUAUAUCACGGUCGGUGGCAGGCAGCUAUGAUAACGAAGGCAUUGCAAUUUUUGCUCUCAUGUUCACAUACUUUUUGUGGAUAAAAUCUGUGAAGACUGGGUCACUAUUUUGGGCAGUAUUUACAGCUUUGUCUUACUUCUAUAUGGUAUCAGCAUGGGGAGGAUAUGUAUUCAUUAUCAACUUGAUACCACUUCAUGUGUUUGUGCUCAUUCUCAUGGGAAGAUAUUCAAGACGUAUUUAUAUAGCAUACAACUCAUUUUUUAUCAUCGGCUUGAUCCUUUCCAUGCAAGUUCCAUUCGUAGGGUUCAACCCAAUCUCCACUAGUGAACAUAUGGCUUCAGCAGGUGUAUUUGCUUUGCUGAAUGCAUAUGCGCUGUUGAAGUAUGUACAAUCUUUCCUGACCAAGUCAGAGUUUAAAUUCUUCUUUAUUAUGUCUGUUGGCCUGGCAGCAGGGCUUAUAUUCCUGGCAGUUGUAGGAUUAACCUGGGCAGGAUACAUUCACCCAUGGAGUGGUAGAUUUUACUCUCUCUGGGACACAGGCUAUGCCAAGAUUCAUAUACCAAUUAUUGCUUCUGUGUCAGAACAUCAACCAACAACAUGGGUCUCAUUUUUCUUUGAUUUACACAUCCUUGUUUGUGCAUUCCCGGCUGGGGUGUGGUACUGUAUUAAACAAGUGAACGAUGAAAGAGUGUUUGUUGUUUUGUAUGCCAUAUUUUCAAGCUACUUUGCUGGGGUUAUGGUUCGUUUGAUGUUGACCUUGACUCCUAUAGUAUGUGUGUGCGCAGCUAUUGCUUUCUCUAAAGCAUUUGAGAUCUACCUCAAAGAUGACACUCCUAAAACUGCAAGUAAACCCCUGGAUGAUUCACAGGAAAACAAGGCAGAUAACAAAUAUUAUGACAAGGUUGGUAAGACAAAGAAAGACAAGAAAGAGGAGAAACCUAAGGAAAGUGAUGCUUUAGGUAUCAAUAUCAAAAGUAUUAUAGUGAUUGCCUUGUUAAUGGUGCUCAUGUUGUUUGCCGUCCACUGUACCUGGGUCACAUCCAGCGCAUACUCCAGUCCGAGUAUUGUACUGGCUUCUUACAAUCAUGACGGGAGCCGGACAAUAUUAGAUGACUUUAGAGAGGCAUACUACUGGUUACGACAGAACACCGACGAUAAAGCACGAGUGAUGUCAUGGUGGGAUUAUGGGUACCAGAUUGCUGGCAUGGGCAACAAAACAACAUUAGUAGAUAACAAUACAUGGAAUAACAGUCAUAUAGCCUUGGUUGGUAAAGCCAUGUCAUCCAAUGAGAGUGCAGCCUAUGAGAUAAUGCGUGCAUUAGAUGUAAACUAUGUGUUAGUUAUUUUUGGAGGAGUAAUUGGAUACUCGGGUGAUGACAUCAACAAAUUCCUGUGGAUGGUUCGUAUUGCUGAAGGGGAGCAUCCAAAAGAUAUUAGAGAGUCAGAUUAUUUCACACCACAGGGUGAAUUUCGAGUAGACUCCUCGGGAUCCAAAACAUUAUUAAAUUGCCUUAUGUAUAAGCUGUCAUACUACAGAUUUGGAGAAUUACAGCUUGACUUCAGAAGUCCAGCAGGCUAUGACAGAACACGUGGAGUAGAAAUAGGGAAUAAAAACUUUGAUUUAACCCAUUUAGAAGAAGCCUACACAUCAGAGCAUUGGCUUGUUCGUAUUUAUAAAGUUAAAGAUUUAGAAAACAGACAGCUGAAAGGCAAGCCAGUAAAGCCUGUUAAGAAAUCUAGAAAAAAGAAAAAGACUGGCAAAAAGAAGGCAGGCUCAAUUAGGAAUAAACCAAAAAUUGUGAAAGGGAAGAAACCCAAAUCAAAGAAGUAGAUCUCUUAGUUAGGUUUAGGUAUCUAUCACCUGUACAAAGUGCAAAUACUGUUACAAUGUAAAACAUUUCUUUCAUGUUAUUUUUGGUGGGAAACAAUCAGAAUUUUCCUUAGCUGUGUUGUUUUAAUUAUUUAAAAAAAAAUCAUGAUGACAAUUUUUUUUAAAUUUCUCAUUUGACACCUCAUUUUUCACCAAAAAAAAAUCAUAGCCAUGCAAUCUAUUUAUCUUGUUAUAGAAUACAUGCCAAGCACAGUGCAAAUAAUUUGUUUCUCAACAGCUUCAAAUUCCAGUUAAUGACAAGUGACAUUAUAUUGUUUAAUGCAGGACACAAAAUGUUUUCAAACACAGUUACUUCGCUGUAUCAAGUAUACAUUAGUUGUGUUACAAACAGAAUGAUGGGUUUCUAUCAGUCCAAUCCAGAUCAAUGCAUAUGUUCCUUGUAUUGACAUAAUCUGUGUAAUUAUUAGGACAAACCCUGUCAUAAGCCAGUCUUUCUGAUAUGGGAUAGAUUAUUUGUUGCAGAAUUACUGUUAAAAAAGUAAAAUCUUACUUCUAUGUUUUAAAAUUUUUCCCUGAUGAUCAAAACCAGCAAUUUUUCAAAAAGCUUUGUUUUUAACUUUGUUACAAAAGUAGGAUUUUUGUUUACUAUUUGUUUAAAGAAUUGUUGUUUGGUAAAAUAUGCUCAUUUAUUAAUAUUUCAUUAAUACCUUGAUAAAAAGAUUAACAGGCCUGAGAGGACUGUCGGCUCUAGAUUUUCUUUUCUUUUGUCAUUUUUGAAGUGGCAUCUAUGGGCAUUUUCUUUAAUAUGAAUAAUACACAUUAAAUGCUUAAACAUUUGUGUAGCAUAUAUCUUAAAAAUGUUUCACCUAGAGUCAUGAAACCAUGAACAGUGACAGAAAGUGGGGACAGCAGUGUCCUAUGCACACACAUCUAGUUAUAUCUGUAGAAAGCAUUCACAUUUUCAUAGCAGUCAAAGUUUAAGAGAGUUUAGUUUUUUACUGUAGGGUUUUUUGUGUUCACAGCAAAGGGCAUAUAUGUUAGUCUGGGUAGCUUUUAUAUUGCUUAAAAAUUUCAUUAAAUUGCAAGUUCGUUACUCAUGUUCCACAAAAAUAAGUGUAAACAUCAGUUAAAUCUAUAACAUUUUGGUAGUUACUCAACAUGUCAGGGACCUCAGUCAUAGUAAUGUAGAUCUAGAUUUAUUAUACGGACAUGCUAGACCAAACAUUAAUCGUACCUUCAGCACAAUACUAUUGUAACUGUUUAUAAAUAUAGUCCCACACACAGUAGUGUGGUCCUGAGGAAAUGACCUGUAAGUGGUACAAAUGGUUUUAUCAUGUAGAAGGUUAUUGUUUAGUUCAGUGUGAGAAUGAAUUGAGCCGCAUCAUGAGAAAACCAACAUUGUGCGUCUGCGACCAGCAUGGAUCGAGACCAGCCUGCGCAUCCACGCUGUCUGGUCAAGAUCCAUGCUGUUCGCUUUCAAAGCCUAUUACAAUUAGAGAAACCGUUAGCGAACAGCAUGGAUCCUGACCUGACUGCGUGGAUGCGCAGGCUGGUCUGGAUCCAUGCUGGUCGCAAAUGCACUGUGUUGGUUUUCUCAUGGCAUGGCUCAAAUGAACAUCCAAUGCAAGAUUUUCAUGAGCAGCACAGCCACAAAGGAAAUGUUAAAAGAUUGUGUUCAGGAGUGAAAGAUAUUUUGAUCCAACAUGUAAAACAAAUAUAUCGUCUUUGCAUUUCAUUUCUUUUUAAUGGUUUUUACCAAAUUAUACCAGUUUUGUUUGCACAACAAAACAUGUAUAGGGCAAAGUCCCAUGUAAAAGCAUGGGGUUACACAAUGUUGAUACUGGAAAAAUGUUAAGGAAUUUGUUUUGGUUUCUGUUACAUUUUAAAUUUGGUGAAGCAGAUUUUAUUUGUUGUUUUUGUAGGUAUUUGUAUGCUUCUUUGACUUUAUUAAAACAUAUUUGGAAAAUAAUUCCAGUUAUUUAUAAGUAAUAUUCUUUUGCAUUUGAUUGUAGUUCCGUAACAUGAAAAUCCCACUGGAAAAUGUGAAAUACAUAUUUAAACAUAAUGCUCCAUUAUAUUUCAACAAACUUCUGAAAAAUGUAAAAUAUAUAUAGAUACAGAUAUUUUUUCAUAAGAACUGUCGAAACUUGCCUGUUACAUGCAGAUAUUUCAAAAUUGUAUUUUAUGUUGUGUGUCAAAACACGAUCUUAACACAGUAAUGAUUGUCAUACUGAUAUUUCUACGAGCGACAGCUUUGUCGUUGAUGGCUUUGAAAACAACAAAGAAUUGGAUACAAAUACCUUGUCAGAGCAAAUGUUUCUUUAGACCAUACCACAUUUCUAUGUUCUUUGUAUAUUUAUUUUCGUUUCUGGCAAAAAAUAUAUAUGUAAAUUAUUAUCAAGAUUGUUGUCAUCGUAAAGGUCAGAAUUCCAUUUAUUGUUAUGUUUCAUUGUACAGUUGUUUCAGAAACAGCAUGUUCUUUGAAAUCGUUUAAUUUUGUAGGUAUGAAAUUUCGCGGUUUGGGUCAAAAUGACUUUUUCUUGGAGAUAUAAAUUUGUGGAUUGAAACUUUAGAACAUAGACUGAAUGGCAAUUUUAGUUUGUCGGAUUGGAUUUUGUGGACUGGCUUGCACAGAAUAUCCAAGAAACUUUGACCCCCAUUUAUAUCAAAGAUUUCUCAUUGAUCAGAAAAGAUUUUUUCUUUUCUUUCUUUUUGAUUUAUCAUCACAUUGCUCACAAACAAUUUACUACUUUUCAGUAAAGAAAGGUAUUCUUAUUUUAAUUUGUUUCUUUAAAGUGCUAUUAUUUAUUUCAUGCAGCACUGUCUCUUAUUUUCUUGGACUGGUGGAUAGCGGUUGCUGCUGCCUUAUACAAAUCAAGUGUGAAAGAUAGUUUAUAUUUGAUUACAAAAUAUAUUGUUGUUUUAAAAAAAUCAUUAUAAUAAUAGGUACUCAUAUACAAUCUUGACAACAAAAAUGGCUACUAGUUUGUCAAAGAUAACUUUAAAAAUUGGGACCAUCAGUUUAUUAGAAAUCCAGUGAUGUAAUUGUUGAAGUGCUAUAAAUAGAAACUAGUCACACCUACCAAAAACUGACUGGUCGGGAUGGGAUUGUUAUUAUGUUUUAUUUGUUUCUUGAAAAAGAUAUGUAAUGGCAUUUAAUGUUAUCUAAAACCAAAUAUAGUGUAUUAGGGUUUUUUUUCCUGCUUAAACAAACUUCCAAAGAAGUGUGUGUCGUCAUGUCAGAAAGGACCAUCAUGAAGAAUGUUUUUUUUUGAUGAGGAAGCUUUUAAAGAUCACUAGGCUGUAGUUUUUUACAUAUUUAGGAUAAAAUGGAUAACGUUUUAGCACCAGAUACUAACAAUGUUACAUAUUUCUGGUGCACAGAAAUGUUUAUUUUUCAGAGAUUUGAUAAAAAAAAUGGUUCCUUUAGACAGGAUUAUUCAUACAUAAAAUUUUGACCAAAUGGUGUUAAGAAUAAACACCAUAUAAAAUAUUCAAGAUUUUAAUUUUAUUUGUUUAUAUCUAAUUAAUCCUACUUUAUUUUGUUUACUGGUAGUGUGUUUUCAUUUAUUUCAUUGUUGAUGUUGACAUUUUAUUUCUAACUAAUUUAUCAUUGAUUUAUCAAAUAUGUAAAGCUUUUGUUCUUGUUGGAGAUCAGUUUACCUGUGUAUAUGGUUCUAUGAAAAGAGUUAGAAUUCUUGUGAUGUUUAAUAGUAACUUGUAUAUUGUUUUAUUUUGUAACAGAAUGAUGGCAACAGUCGUACUGGAAUUUGAAUUGGUUAGUUUUUGAAGAUAUUUUUUACACCUUAACCAUACUUUAAAUUUGCAGAUAUCUUAAUAUUAAGCAUUAGUUUUCUAAAUAUCAAGCCUUUGACUUAGGUGGAAUGUAUUUUAAUAGUUUAUUCUGCUUCCAGAUAAGUUUAAGAUUUCUGUUGGGAAUUAGAUUUUACAGUAAACAUUUUUUGGGAUCAGAGAAAGAGUGAAUGAUUGGGUGAAUGCAUGUUUAUUUCACAUUCCGUGUAUCUGUGUUAUGUAUGGUAAACUGUUAUUUUUCUGAGAAAAAAAUAGAACUAUUGCCAUCUGUAUAAUAAUAAAUGUUGAGAUUUAUAA